This is a messenger RNA of Ochotona princeps (American pika), 1554 nucleotides long. RefSeq names its product 1,25-dihydroxyvitamin D(3) 24-hydroxylase, mitochondrial. Gene Ontology annotation, biological process: C21-steroid hormone biosynthetic process; cortisol metabolic process; cholesterol metabolic process. Gene Ontology annotation, molecular function: iron ion binding; monooxygenase activity; oxidoreductase activity, acting on paired donors, with incorporation or reduction of molecular oxygen. The transcript has 11 exons. The coding region runs from base 1 to 1554 and encodes 517 amino acids. NCBI's taxonomy places the organism in Eukaryota, Metazoa, Chordata, Mammalia, Lagomorpha, Ochotonidae. Gene Ontology annotation, cellular component: mitochondrial inner membrane. The record is from RefSeq and is a predicted model, not a curated record.
AUGAGCUCUCCCAUCAGCAAGAGUCGCUCCCUCGCCGCCUUCCUGCGGCAGCUGCGCGGUCUCAGGCAGCCCCCCAGAUCCGUGACAUCCACGGCGUGCGCGUCCCAGGAGCCCUCCGAGCUGCCCGAGGUGCCCGUCUGCCCUCUGCGUGCAUGUGGCGAGACGCAAAACGCGGCCGCCCUGCCCGGCCCCACCAACUGGCCACUGCUAGGCAGCCUGCUGGAGAUUCUCUGGAAAGGAGGGCUCAAGAAACAGCACGACACCCUGGUUGAGUACCACAGGAAAUACGGCAAGAUUUUCCGCAUGAAGUUGGGUUCCUUCGACUCGGUGCAUCUGGGCUCGCCGUGCCUGCUGGAAGCGCUGUACCGCGCCGAGAGUGCGUACCCACAGCGCCUAGAGAUCAAGCCCUGGAAGGCCUACCGCGACUACCGCCAGGAGGGCUACGGACUGCUGAUCCUGGAAGGCAAAGACUGGCAGCGCGUGCGGAGUGCCUUUCAGAAGAAACUAAUGAAACCCGUGGAAAUCAUGCAGCUAGACAGCAAAAUCAACGAGGUUUUGGCUGAUUUUAUGGGUAGAAUAGAUGAACUCCGUGAUGAAGGAGGCCACAUUGAAGACCUAUAUAGUGAACUGAACAAGUGGUCAUUUGAAAGUAUCUGCCUCGUGUUGUAUGAGAAGAGAUUUGGGCUCCUUCGGAAGAAUGCAGCAGAGGAUGCCUUGAACUUCAUUGCUGCCAUCAAAACAAUGAUGAGCACGUUCGGGAAGAUGAUGGUCACUCCUGUUGAGCUGCACCGGAGUCUCAAGACCAAGGUGUGGCAGGCUCACACUCUGGCCUGGGACACCAUCUUCAGUACAGUCAAGGCUUGUGUUGACAAGCGGCUGGAGAAGAACUCCCAGGAGCCCAGGGCAGACUUCCUUUGUGACAUCUACCACCACGGUCAGCUUUCCAAGAAAGAACUUUAUGCCGCUGUCACAGAGCUCCAGCUGGCCGCCGUGGAGACAACAGCAAACAGCUUACUGUGGGCCCUCUACAAUUUAUCUCGCAAUCCUCAAGUCCAACAAAAGCUUCUACAGGAAAUUCAGAAUGUACUGCCUGAUUGUCGGGUGCCACGAGCAGAGGACUUGAGGAAUAUGUCCUACUUAAAAGCCUGCCUCAAAGAAUCCAUGAGGCUGACCCCCAGUGUGCCAUUUACAACUCGGACUCUUGACAAGGAUACGAUUCUGGGUGAAUAUGCUUUCCCCAAAGGAACAGUGUUGAUGCUGAACACCCAGGUGUUAGGGUGCAGUGAAGACAACUUUGAAGAGUCACAUCAGUUCAGACCUGAGCGUUGGCUUCAGGACAGGAAGAAGAUGAAUCCCUUCGCGCAUCUUCCGUUCGGUGUUGGGAAGAGAAUGUGCAUUGGCCGCAGGCUGGCCGAGCUCCAGCUGCACUUGGCACUUUGCUGGAUCAUCCGCAAGUACGCCGUUGUGGCCACAGACAACCAGCCUGUGGAGAGGCUGCACUCGGGCAUCCUGGUGCCUGGCCGGGAGCUCCCCAUCGCCUUCUGCCAGCGAUAA